CUGAGGGAGCGAGGGCGGGAGCAGCCGGAGCCGGCGGGAGGGGAUGCAGCGACUUUGCGAACACUUUGCAACUCUCCCUCGCCGGAGGCAGCGCUUCUCCCCGGCCUCGCCGCUGGCUCCCCCUGAAGCGCAGGUCGCGGCCGGGCCGCUGGGGAAGAGAUCCAGGAACCCCGGCCAAGGAAAGGAACGCGCGUCUUCUGAGGGGAAGAGAGGUGGAGAAGGAGGAGGAGGAGGGGGGACUCCUUUCCUCGUCUCCAGGGCGCGCCCUCCCGCCUGACCUCGCGCACCCGGCGCCUCAGAGGGGGAACCUUGCAAGCGGCUUUCCUCCGCAAAAGACGGCGAGCCGGAGUGGAUGGUCCCCAGGUUGCUGCCGCCGGCUGCCUCGAAGUCCCUUUCGGGACAAAGGCUCCCCGGAGCCGGCCCUUCCUCGGAAAGAGGCUGCGAGGAUCCCGCGUACGGGGCAUCCGCCGGAACUAAAGCUAGAUGAUGCUUUCCAGAUAGCUGAAGAACAACGGGGACGUUUGAAGAAGGUCCCUUUCCCCCCUUCUCCUCAAAGGGGAAAGGCCUUUCUUUGGCAAGUCAUCGAACGCAACACUCUCUCUCUCCAUGGAUAAAGGGCACACGUUACCUCAAGACUUCUGGGAGCUGCUGCAUUGCCUGAGGAUGAGGAGCAAAUACGCCAUCCUCCUGGUGUUUGUGGUAGCCCUUGUCAUUAUUGAGAAGGAGAACAACAUCAUCUCAAGGGUGUCUGACAAACUAAAGCAGUCUCCGCAGUCCUUGAUGGAAGCCAACAGCACAGACUCUGGCUCGGUGCUGUCAGAGAAUGGCUCCUUGCUGUCCUUGAGCGAGCUGGACGCAGCUUUCUCCCAGCUCAGGAACCGCCUUCAGAAUGUCACUUUGCAGCUCGGGGGGACUUUGCCAGCGCCUGUUCAGGGAACCCGGAGACACAUUCUUCUCAUGGCCACCACCCGCACUGGGUCCUCCUUCGUAGGGGAAUUCUUCAACCAACAGGGCAACAUCUUCUACCUCUUUGAACCGCUGUGGCACAUUGAAAGGACCGUGUCCUUCGAGACUGGAGGUGCCAAUGCCGUGGGCUCAGCCCUUGUCUACCGGGACGUCUUGAAACAGCUCUUCCUCUGCGACCUCUACAUCCUGGAGAACUUCAUCAUUCCGUUCCCAGAGGACCACCUGACCCAGUUCCUGUUCCGGCGCGGCUCCAGCCGCUCUCUGUGCGAGGAGCCCGUCUGCACGCCGUUCGUCAAGAAGGUCUUUGAAAAAUACCAUUGCAAGAACCGCCGCUGCGGGCCCCUCAACGUGACCCUGGCCACGGAGGCCUGCCGCCGUAAGGAGCACAUGGCGCUGAAGGUGGUGCGGAUCCGGAAGCUGGAGUAUUUGCGCCCGCUCGUCGAGGACCCUCGCUUGGACAUGAGGAUCAUUCAGCUGGUGAGGGACCCCCGAGCGGUACUGGCUUCCCGCAUGGUCGCUUUCUCCGGGAAGUACGAGACGUGGAAGAAGUGGGCCACAGAAGGUGCGGCAACCCUCAAUGAGGAUGAGGUGCAGCGGCUGCAGGGGAAUUGCGAGAGCAUCCGGCUCUCGGCGGAGCUUGGCUUGAGGCAGCCAGCCUGGCUCCGUGGCCGCUACAUGCUGGUCCGCUACGAGGACAUUGCCAGGUCGCCCCUUCAGAAGGCAAAGGAGAUGUACCGAUUCUCGGGCAUCACCAUCACCCCGCAGGUAGAGGAGUGGAUCCAGAAGAACACCCAGGCGCCUCACAACAGCAACGGCAUCUACUCCACCCAGAAAAACUCCUCCGAGCAGUUCGAAAAGUGGCGCUUCAGCAUCCCUUUCAAGCUUGCCCAGGUGGUGCAGAACGUCUGCAGCCCGGCCAUGAAACUCUUUGGCUACAAGCUGGCCGGCAGUCCCGAGGCCCUUACGAACAGAUCAGUCAGCUUGCUGGAGGAGAGGAGAACCUUUUGGAUCACGUAAAGGUGCCACUUUGCUGGUGGAUUUUUCCACAUCGUAGCUUUCUUGUCGGAUUGGAAAAGCCGGAGCGCAAGAAUUGUUGGGGGGGAGAGCAGCGUGUAGCGCAAAGGGUGGAGAGGGGGGUGCGCCUUCGGCUAGCCUGCUUCGUGCUUCUGCUUACCUUGCACUCGCCGUCCUCGCACCGAGGUGCUUUCUGCUUUUUCUGGGAGCAGGCGUCGCCUGCCUUUCAAAUCCCAGGCCCCUUGAUGGAUUUGUGAGGUGGCUGAGCUUCAAUACAAAGGAGAGUUCAGAAUCUGGCACAGGUUGCAGCAUGAAGCGCUGGGUUCUGCUUUCCCUACCUCGUGUUCACAUCCUCCUCAGCAGAGGAGGGCCUUUCUCUUAAUGCCUGGGGCAUUUGUGCACUAAACACCCAAAGAGAGAAAAUAUUCUAUUUUUGAAAGUUAUUAAAAGGGAAGAAGAAGAAGAAAAGAAAUUGCUUUCACAUCAUGCUGGGGAGAUGUAAGAAAAGCAGAGUUGUUGCACUGGUAGUUGCCUCAGGCAGCCUUAAAUUUAGGGCUGAUAUUUGCGAGAAGGUGUGAAAGAGAGGAAAGAAACUUGUUCAACGGGAGGCGUGACUGCUUCAUCCUUUUGACAAGAGGGUGUUUUGAACGUUUCCUACUUGAGACCCUCAGAUAAAUUAAUGCCUUGUUUAAACUUGAGGAGAUGCGUUUGGAUCACACAGUCACCAGGGGAUGGGGGGGGGAUGGGACCCAAGCUGGCUCUACCGACAGUAAUGACAGGAUUUUGGCCUACACCACGGACAGUUUUGUGUGCUUGCUGCCUUUUGUCUUGCUUUACACCUAAGCCCUUGGACGAGAGACAGAAAGCAGGCUAUGAAAACAACAUUCGAAGGGAGAGGAGAGGAAGAAUGGAAUAGCAUUCAGCCUGCGUCCCUGAGGAUCAAGCUUCCGCAGUGCCAUCAGCUGUUUUGGUCUCCGAUAGUCUAUUUUUGAAAACAAACACCUGCCAUCUGGUUUUCUCACUUGUCACUGAAUCAAUUGUUACCGAAUCUCAUCCAGCCGACUGGAGGCGGUUAGAAACAAUAGCUGCUUUCUUGUAAGGUGACAGAAGGCUGUGGCUUUAACUGUGUUUCCCACCCCGCUUGCUCCUCCCUACCUCCAAUAAUUGUUUUUGUGUCCUUUUCAAGUGCUGGCUGGAAACUGCCAAUAGUUCUUUCUCUGCAAUUUCAGAGGGGGGUGGGGGUUGUUUUGUACAGAGCAGGCCUACCGAAACACAGAGAGGACGAAGCAGCAGGCCAGUGGAGCUGGUUCAGUGAUAGGAAAUGGAAAUGGUUUCUGCAACAGCAAGAAACAAGAUCUCUGAGAGCCAUCAAUGAGCUCCUCUUAUUCCUUUCUGUUUGUGGGUUCACUUUUUCGUUGCUUUGCUUCAAGUGAAUGCAACCAAGUAGGAAACAACCCAAUGAACCUUUAGCACAUGUCAGCCCCUGCUAUUAAACUGAAGCACUUACUAACUUACUUGCCCUGCCUGGACUGAGCAUCCAAGGUGGAAAUACUGAGUUUAUUCCAGAUGAGCAUAUGUAUAUGCCAGAGGGGAAGCUGUGAUAGCAAAAACAACAAAGGGCCUUGCCUUGUGUCACCAUGAACACAAAAGGAUGUAAUAUAAUGGCAAAUACCAAGAGUAGCAGGAGAUAUGUCACAUUUCUGUGUAGAGACAGAUAUAUAGAUUGUGAUCCAUUCUUCACAGCUGUCACUGUUCUUUCUUGCAAUGCUAAUUUAACACCUUAAAAAAGAAACAAUUACUUUCUGUAAUAGGAAAAAUAUCUCCAAUCUCAAUUGGCUGAGAUGUCUAUGGAGUCAUAUAUUAUUAGAACCUUCAUUUCCUUUUCUUUCUUUCUUUUAACAAAUGCCAUUCGGCCAGAAGCUGUAAUGCUUAUGGCUUUUAAGACCAUUGCUUAAUUUUUUUUGCCGGGGGUGUGGGGAGAAUGGGGAGAGAAUUCCCGAAUAAGUAACUGCAUUUUAUUUUAACCCAAUCAGAAGAGAACUGUAUGCAUCACGGUCCUAUUUUUCUGACAUGAAGUGAGUGAUCAGGAAAUGAAAAGAGGACUUUUGUCCAGCUGCAGCAAAAAAUAAAUAAAUCUCUCCACCCCACCCAGAAAAAAACAGUUGAUUAUCUAAACAGGAAAUUCAUACCAUGGUGUAGAAGAUAAAAAGAAAGAGUAUGCCAC
This is a messenger RNA of Zootoca vivipara (common lizard), 4204 nucleotides long. It is a transcript of the gene CHST3, whose product is annotated as carbohydrate sulfotransferase 3. NCBI's taxonomy places the organism in Eukaryota, Metazoa, Chordata, Lepidosauria, Squamata, Lacertidae. Gene Ontology annotation, molecular function: N-acetylglucosamine 6-O-sulfotransferase activity; chondroitin 6-sulfotransferase activity. The record is from RefSeq and is a predicted model, not a curated record. Gene Ontology annotation, cellular component: Golgi membrane. Gene Ontology annotation, biological process: carbohydrate metabolic process; N-acetylglucosamine metabolic process.